UGGAAAAAGCAAUCCAGUCUGAGAUGCUGAGGCUGGUCUCUUUGCCACAUUAAUCUUUCUUCGUGGAUUUUAUGUAAGAGGCAUUAUUUGCAGGAAAACAAGAACACAGUUUUGAAGAAUUCCCUUCUCAUCUAGCCUCCCAUCUGCAGUUAUAAUACUCUAAUUGUGACCUCUGCUGUCGUUGCCAUGGAUGCUGAGCAGAAGUUUACAACCUCAAGGCAGGUCAUAGUUUCUGGGGGAUGAGGUGAAGCUGUAAGCAACAAAAAUCCCGGGUUUUCAGGAAAAGAGGAAGAGGAGAGAAGGCGCUGUCAGGAAGCGCCCCUCAGCGCUGUGUGCCAGCACUCUGCAGUUAGGAGGCACGUUCCACUUCACUUCUGCUUGCGUUGGGCAUGAGGAUGCUGGACUGUGGCCAUGGGGACAGGGGCAGGCGCAAAACUGCACAACUAAAGACCUGGAUUUUUUUCUGUCCCUCGGACCUGUUUCCUGAGAGGCUGGCUUGGUGUUCCACAUGCCUCUGGAGGCAAGCCUUCCAGAAUUCAGUAUCUUUUCUUGAACUGAUGGGCAUCUUCAGCCGAGAAUCCAGGGGGCAUCCACUGGAUGCUGCCUGCUUGACCUCUGGCAGUCCAGGUGGCUUCCGAGAGCCGCUGCCUCCCGUUCACUGCGGCAGGGCCAGAGGUCCCGCCGAGCCUCUCCUCCCUGUAGAAGCAAAAGAAGGGCGCGGGAGAGCCUUCGUGGGGUGCAAAAAUACAACAGAAGGCGCAGAACCCACCAGCGCCGUGGCCUUGAAUAUCAAUCUAUGGGCUGGCUCCGGACGCCUAAGUUCAUUAAAAAUGUCUCUGGCUGGGGGUCACUGGCAGACUUUAGGGGUUUCGGUUUGCUUUCUAUUUGGAAUCACCGCAUCACACAAAACAUGUUUACUUGGAAGGGGAGGGGCAGGGGGACCAAACCCACCUCUCGGCGCACAUGCCUUGAUCUCACAUUCCAGGCUCGAGCUGAUGUGUGUCAGCGCGACAUGGGGCGGGGGGAGGGUUCGCUUCGGGUGUUUCAUUCGCCGUCUGCACGUCACUCCCAAACUUUUCCUCCCUGCGCUGGGGGAGUCAGGUUGAUGUGCCCUGAAUACGGGGGCUUGAGGCGCCGGGCUGGGCGCGCUCCCGCGGAGCGGGGCCGCAGAGGCUCCCAGGCUGUACCCGGGCUUCUCAGGUAAUCUGAUAUUUUAAAGAUUUUGCUUGCCCCGAAGAGGAAGCAUUUCAAAGGAAUACAGCCUGUAAAAAAGGAAACCUUCAUGGGCAUCUCCAUGGAUGGUGUGCCAAACCGUCCCCCACUGAGGAGACCAUGAUGUCUUCUAAUUCCUUGGGUGUUUCCAUGUUUCCAGAGGAUCCUGCAUUUUGUGCCAUGGGAAAAACCUGAACAUCAGAAUUGCUCCUGAAGCUGCGGCUUGUCCCACAGCUGCGGUGGCCCUGAAGGAACAUGACAGUCGGAGCCCGCUCCCUUUGGUUGUCUUCAGAACGAGCCAAAGAACACGCUUCCGCAUUCUCUGGGGCUUUGGCUCCUGCUCAUUUUUAUGUUUGUUUCUGUUGCUCGUGCCUUCCAACCAUCUUAUGAAAUCCUAAGACAUCCUUGAAAGCUUUCCAGCACGAAUUGCAUGCUCCCGGGCUCCUUGGGGGCUCGCCCAUGGCUCGGUGGGCCAGCAGUCCAAGUGCAUUACCAUGAGGCACUGCGUUAACUGCUGCAUACAGCUGUUGCCCGGAGACGUGCAUGAACAGCAGGUCAGCUGCCGAGGAGGCCCUGGCCAUCGCAGUCUCCAGCAGUGCCCCACGUGCAAAGGAGAGAACAAAAUUGUGUUCCGUGUGGACGGUAAGCCAAUGAACUUGCUUGCUGUUCUCGAGGUAAGGGCCGAGGGGCACGAAAGCUGGGCCAGGCUUUUGCGCUUCAAAAGGGGGAAGCGAUGUAGCCUUGUUUUUGGAUUGAUGAUAAUGACCUUGGUGAUGGCAUCUUACAUCCUUUCUGGGGCCCACCAAGAGCUUCUGAUCUCCUCGCCUUUCCAUUACGGAGCCUUCUCCAGCAAUCCCAGCGUGAUGGAUGGUGAAAACCCGAGUGACCCAAAACAGCAUCAUCACCAACCCUCUGUAAACAAUAUUUCAUACGUGAAGGACUACCCAGGCAUGAAGUUGAUCAUCAACAGCAUCACAGCCAGGAUAGAGUUCACAACCAGACAGCUCCCAGACAUAGGAGAUCUCAAGAGGCAGGAGCUGCAUAUGUUUUCAGUAAUCCCCCCCAAAUUUCUUCCAAAUAGUAAGAGCCCCUGCUGGUAUGAGGAAUUCACAGGCAGGAACACCACUGACCCCUACCUGACCAACUCCUAUGCGCUCUACUCCAAGCGGUUCCGCUCCACCUUCGACGCCCUGCGCAAGGCCUUCUGGGGCCACCUGUCCCACGCCCGUGGGAAGCACUUCCGCCUGCGCUGCCUGCCCCACUUCUACAUCAUUGGGCAGCCCAAGUGCGGUACCACUGACCUCUAUGACCGCCUCCGGCUGCACCCAGAGGUGAAGUUUUCUGCCAUCAAGGAGCCACACUGGUGGACUCGAAAGCGGUUUGGAAUCGUGCGCCUGAGAGAUGGGCUUCGGGACCGCUACCCCGUGGAAGAUUAUCUGGACCUCUUUGACCUGGCUGCACACCAGAUUCACCAAGGACUGCAGGCCAGCUCUGCGAGGGAGCAGAGCAAGAUGAAUAGAAUCAUUAUUGGGGAGGCCAGCGCCUCUACCAUGUGGGAUAACAACGCCUGGACAUUCUUCUACGACAACAGCACGGAUGGGGAGCCACCCUUUCUGACUCAGGACUUCAUCCACGCCUUUCAGCCAGAUGUAAAACUAAUUGUCAUGCUCAGGGACCCUGUGGAGAGGUUGUACUCAGACUAUCUCUACUUUGCAAGUUCGAAUAAAUCUGCCGACGACUUCCAUGAGAAAGUGGCCGAAGCCCUGCAGCUGUUUGAAAACUGCGUGUUCGAUUCUACGUUGCGGGCCUGCGUCUACAACAACACCCUCAACAACGCCAUGCCUGUGAGGCUCCAGGUCGGCCUGUAUGCCGUGUAUCUUCUGGACUGGCUCGCAGUUUUUAACAAAGAUCAGUUCCUCAUCCUUCGCCUGGAAGACCACGCGUCCAAUGUCAAGUCCACCAUGCACAGGGUCUUCCAGUUUCUCAACCUCGGGCCCUUAAGUGAGAAACAAGAGGCCCUGAUGACCAGGAGUCCUGCAUCCAAUACGCGGCGCCCCGAGGACCGGAACCUGGGGCCCAUGUGGCCAGUCACACAGCGGAUCCUGCAGGACUUCUACAGACCUUUCAAUGCCAGGCUGGCCCAGCUUCUCGCCGACGAGGCGUUUGCAUGGAAGAAGACGUGAGCUCCGACUGCUGCCAGCAUGGCCCGUUGUCCAUUAUUACUGUGAUGUCAAACGCCUCUCUGUGGGGAACCCUUUUACUCACAACACAGAGCAAACCCAGAGAUUCCAGUCUUCUGUACCCUCCUGGGUUCAUGUCUGUUGUGACCAUUUCAGAAUUUCCUUUGUGAUGUUAACCAGCCUGGCCUUGACCCAUCACACAGCUCCUCCAUCCCAGGCCAUCAGAAACUCCGCUUCUGGAAGAAUUCCCUUUGGCCCCGGAGCUCCUGGGAUGAGGCCAGGGGGUGCUGGGCUGGCGCCGAGGGAGGCAUCAGUCUGGGGUUGACAGCUCUGGGAACCAAUCAAAUACGCGGAAGGCUGUGGGGCUUCCUGGAGCUUACACUUCUGUUCAGUUUUGAAACACUGUUCUGGACCUCCUUCCAGCCUGAUCUCGAGGACUUUGCUUAUGUUUAACAUAGAAAAUGAAUGGGUUUGAAACAAACCACUUUCUGCAUUUCACAAGCUGUAGCUCUCUUUUCUGCUUCUUUAGAUGUUUUCUCAAGAGUUUAUUCAGUUUAUAAUCAGACUAUAAAUUCAGUUUAUAAUUGGAAGGGAAAUUUUUGCUGUGAAUGCAGACCUAGCAACGUAAGGACUUGCACACUUCCUGGAAAAUCUAGGUGACUCAGGCCCUCAUGCUCACAAGGUCAUCAGAACCAGACGGUGUUCCAAGUUUUGAUUCUCGUUGCUGAUAAGGCCUCAUUGCUCUGCCGUGGAAUGCCCUGGAAUGAGCUUAUUGCCCACGUGUGGUCAGAGGCCCUUACUCAGUUCACAAACUACAAGAUGGGCUGAUUCAGAAACACAAUGCAUGAACUAUACUUGGGCCAAAUGUGGCAUGCUGAGAUUCUUAAUGGAACUUUUUGGCACCUCCCUUGACCAAUGGAUGGGCCAAUGGUCUUGUCGUUUCUUGGAGGUGAUGGAGAAAGAUGGAUGAGACAGUGGGGCCCACAUGGCACAGCACUGCAGGGAAUCCCCAGCGGAGCUUCACUCGAGUGUUGACAAAGGAAGUGUGCGAACCCAAGCUCUCAGAGCAGGUCCUGUCCACCGAAGGAGGAAAGCACAAGUGCCUGCAUACCACCAUCUCGUGGGUGUGAGGAUGUGCCCCGCUGCCCCCCAGCACUGCUGUCUCUCUGCCAUCAGAGAUGGAUGCACAGCUCACCGGAAGGCGUGCAGAGGGCUCUCAGUACUGGUGCGACCCGGCUGUUUCUGCUACUGAAUGAGCUGUGUGUCCUGAACACCCAUUUUCAGGGACAGUCCCCUCUUUCUCUGUAGCCGGCACUUGGAACAGCAGCCAGAAGGGAAAUCUGGCCUGAGCGCAAGGGUGCUGUAGGGAGAUAUCACUUCAGUGUGUGUGUGUAUUUAUUGGCAGUACAGAGUGUGUGUAUGUGUGUUGGGUGCAUUUUCUGAGUGGGUUCCUUUAGUUCUGUUGCUAAUGAGGCUCCUCUGCUCUGGAUACAACCCUUUCACGGAUUAAUUUCUCUGCCAACGAACUCACCAUUUCAGUACAUGUUUUGCAGUUCCACCCCAACCGUAACUAUCACAAAGGAUUUUUCUUACGCACUCUAUGCAUGUGAAUAACAUGUAGUGUAAUUCUGCUUCUUACAGAAGUAUUACUGAAGGUAUUGUUUCCAAUAUUACUUGGUGCAUCGUACAAGUCUUUUCUCUGUGCAGGCCCAUCCCUUCUGUGCCCAUCAGGGCCAUCCGGACACAGUUUCUCCCAAGGGGCCUUUCCUCCAAAGGGCACGUCUAUCACCUUGCUCUCUCAUUCGAGGCCUGGUUCUUGCUGACGGCAUCGGUGCUGUUCUCAAGCAGUGGCCCUACAGCCUGUCAUCUGAAACCAAAGCAAAAUGGAGCAUUUCUCAUGACCUGGUAUUGAAGUUCCUUUGUGUUCCCCAAAGCCGUGUAUUGGAUUGUAUUAAAUUGUACUCCCUUAGUCAUGUAAGGUAUGUGAAGUGAGCCACACAUUUGCUGUACUUUUAUUCAUAUUUAACAUAAUUAAAUGUGGACCCUGAGUCUGGUCCGUGGGAGUGCCUGCCCUUCCACGCCGCCGCAA
Manis pentadactyla (Chinese pangolin) is the source of this 5481-nucleotide messenger RNA. RefSeq names its product carbohydrate sulfotransferase 15 (gene CHST15). Gene Ontology annotation, molecular function: N-acetylgalactosamine 4-sulfate 6-O-sulfotransferase activity. Lineage: Eukaryota; Metazoa; Chordata; Mammalia; Pholidota; Manidae. Gene Ontology annotation, biological process: hexose biosynthetic process. The transcript has 8 exons. The coding region runs from base 1707 to 3395 and encodes 562 amino acids. The record is from RefSeq and is a predicted model, not a curated record.